Messenger RNA from Boleophthalmus pectinirostris (great blue-spotted mudskipper), 2378 nucleotides. RefSeq names its product deoxynucleoside triphosphate triphosphohydrolase SAMHD1-like. Bases 862 to 2097 code for a protein of 411 amino acids. Gene Ontology annotation, cellular component: nucleus. The record is from RefSeq and is a predicted model, not a curated record. Lineage: Eukaryota; Metazoa; Chordata; Actinopteri; Gobiiformes; Gobiidae. Gene Ontology annotation, biological process: dGTP catabolic process. The transcript has 20 exons. Gene Ontology annotation, molecular function: dGTPase activity.
UGAAAUCUUUUGCUGUUAGAUUUUUGAUGACAAGUUGAAUUUACUGAUCUUGUCUGAGCUGUUUCAAGUGUUCUGUGAAAGAACCUGAGAACUGUAUGAACUGAGGAGAAAUGUUCCAUAUUAUAUGACCACCUGUGCCCCUGUUCAAAUACACGUUUGUAUGGUUAUUUUGGGGGUCCUGGAUUGUAAAGUUUGGAAACCUGUUGCAUAAGCAGGCGAAAAUUGACAGAGCAAUAUUGAUACACAAAAUUAUUACUUUUUGUAACCUUAUAAAUGUUAAGUUCCCCUUCAUAGAGUCUUACAGUGUCAGAGUUAAGAAGUGCGUGUGAGUCCUGCGUCACCUGGAUACUGACGACAGGUGUGGUGAGAUAUAAAAUUCCUCUUCCUGUUCACCACAUCAGUUUGGACGGUGCUGCCUCAGAGGAACAACAUGAGCCAGUCUGCUGAAGAAGAUUCAUCCACAGAACCAUGUGAUACUGUAGUAUCAACAGCAGAACCAAAGGUGUUCAAUGAUCCUAUCCACGGUCAAAUGGAGUUUCACCAUUUUCUGGUUAAAAUCAUAGACACGCCUCAGUUUCAGAGGCUUCGAUACCUCAAACAGCUGGGAGGGGCCUAUUUUGUUUACUCAGGAGCAUCUCACAACCGAUUUGAACACUGUCUCGGAGUGGCUUAUUUAGCAGGACGGCUUGUGCAAAGUUUAAGAGAGAAACAACCAGAACUUGGUAUUACUGACAGAGACAUACUUUGUGUACAAAUUGCUGGUCUCUGCCAUGAUCUGGGACAUGGACCUUUUUCCCACAUGUUUGAUGACAUGUUCAUACCAAAAGCUUUAAAAAUGAAUCUAAUGAAUCUUUGGAUGAAAUGAAAAAGCAUGAGCAAAGAUCAGUUAUGAUGUUUGAUCACAUUGUGAAAUAUCUACACGACACAUAUCGUUUUGACCUGAAAUCCGAGUUGAACAAGCUGGAUCCGAACACUGAUGGUGAUGACCUGGAAUUUAUCAAAGAGAUGAUUAACGGGCCAGAAGAAAAUGGACAUUACAAAGGACGCCCGUCAAACAAAUCUUUCCUCUAUGAGAUAGUCGCAAACAAAAGGAAUGGCCUCGAUGUGGACAAGUUUGACUAUUUUGCCAGAGAUUUCCAUCACCUUGGAAUUAAGAACAGCUUUGACCACAAUCGCUACAUUACAUUUGCCAGAGUCCUUGAGGUGGACGGUCAAUGGCAGAUCUGCACAAGAGACAAGGAGGUCCCCAAUAUUUAUGAAAUGUUCCAUAUGAGGAGUUCUCUCCACAGAAAGGCCUACCAGCACAAAACCAAUAAGGUCACUGAGCUCAUGAUCAGAGAUGCCUUACUUAAAGCAGAUAAAACAUACAAGAUUUCUGAAGCUAUAGGCGACAUGGAGAAGUACACUGAGCUCACAGAUGGCAUCUUUGAAAAAAUACUUUACUCCACUGAAGAAGAGCUCAAGGAUGCACGAGAAAUACUACAAAAUAUUCAUUCUCGGAAACUGCACAGAUGUCUAGGAGAGACUAAACUGACAGAUGAGCUUGCCACAAAGAAAAAAGAUGACUUUGAAAUAAUUAAAAAAAAAUGGAAAUCUGAACUGGCAGCAAUGCCCACUUAUAAAGACGAAGAACGACUGAGCGAAAGUCAUUUUGAAAUCAUUGUCACUACCUUUGACUUUGGAAAAAAAGAAAAAAACCCUAUGGAUAACCUGAAUGUCUAUAACAAGUUUGACAAUAAGAAAGGAUUCAAGGUCCCCCGUGAGCAGGUUUCUCAGUUUCUCUUGCCACAUAAGUUUUCUGAGAAAUGGAUCAGUGUCUAUUGUACGAGCUUGGAUGAAAACACUCAGAGAGUCGCUCAGAGGAAUUUUUACGAGUGGUGCCAAAGGAAUAACUUGAACCUUUCUCCGAGGCCACCUCAGCUGCAGAAAGAUGAUCCACAACCAAAGGUGUUCAAUGAUCCUAUCCAUGGACAUAUGGAGUUUCAUCCUAUUCUGGUUAAAAUCAUAGACACACCUCAGUUCCAGAGACUUCGAUACAUCAAACAGCUGGGAGGGAGCCUAUUUCGUUUACCCAGGAGCAUCUCACAGCAGAUUUGAACACUCACUUGGAGUGGCACACUUAGCCGGGCUGUUUUUGAAAGCUUUACAAAAGGAUCAACCAGAAAUUAUUGAUGACAAGGACAUACUUUGUGUGCAAAUUGCUGGUCUUUGCCAUAACCUUGGACACGGACCUUUUUCAGAUGUGUUUGACAGAAUCUUCUUUAAAAAACACAACCCAGACCUUGAUUGGAAGUUACAGAGGAGCGAACUGUCUGCUGAACUUUUCGAAGAAAUCGCAGGAACUGUGCUUCAGACGGAUCUGUCAGAUGAUGACAAGA